Messenger RNA from Aureococcus anophagefferens, 1984 nucleotides. RefSeq lists its product as hypothetical. The transcript has 2 exons. Gene Ontology annotation, cellular component: extracellular region. The coding region runs from base 92 to 1957 and encodes 621 amino acids. Lineage: Eukaryota; Pelagophyceae; Pelagomonadales; Pelagomonadaceae. The record is from RefSeq and is a predicted model, not a curated record.
ACGCCGCGUCGGUGAAGAACACUGAAGGGGUCGGCGAAGAGCGCUCAGACCUCCGCGGCCCUCGAGAGGGGUCGCCCCCCAUAAACAAAAAAUGCUCCUGCACACCCUCAUGCUCGCCGCGACCGCCGCGCCGGUCCUCGCCGUCUGCGAGGUCUCGGCGUGGUCCGACUGGUCGAUUUGCGAGCCAAAGUCCGUGUUCACGGGGUGCGACUACGCCGCGGGCCCGCCCGGGUGGCGCGCGCCGCCCGAGAGCGCGAAGAAGACGUCGGGGACCGCGGCGCCGGCGUCGGCGCCCGACAACGCGGCCUACGUCGCGGAGAUGAUGGAGGCGAUGAAGCGCCAGGGCGAGGCCGCGGCGCGCGCGUCCGAUGAGCAGGCCGCCGCCCCGGCGAACGCGGAGCGCCUCGGCCCCGCGGCCUGCGAGGCCGGCGACGCCGGGGGCUUCGGGUGUUCGAACGUGGACCUCGAGAGCUGGACGCCCAUCGCCGAGCUCGGCGCCCUGGAGGCGAGUUACUACGGCAAGAACACGAACGACAACUGGGGCUGGACCGCGAAGGACGGCCGCGAGUGGGCGCUCCAGUGCACGAACCUGUGUGGAAAUCAACCACUGGUUUGGGGGGCCGUCGAGGGCUUCGUCAUGACCGGCGGCACCGACUCGGGCGGGUCCAUCUGGCGCGACGUCAAGGUCUACGACCACUACGCGAUCAUCGUCUCCGAGACGCGCAAGCACGGCCUGCAGGUCUUCGACCUCGAGCGGCUGGACCCGUCCCACGCCCGCCACGACAAGGACGGCGACGGCUUUUAUGAACCGGACGCGCUCUUCGCCGACGUCGGCGGCGCGCACAACGUCGUCGUCAACGAGGAGACGGCGCGCGCCUACGUCGUCGGCGUCUAUAGCCCCCAGGGCUACGGGUACCUCUGCAACGGGGGCAUGUUCGGCGUCGACCUCCGCGACCCCGCGCAUCCGACGUCGCUCGGCUGCAUCUUCAGAAACGCCUAUGUUCACGACGCGCAGUGCGUCGUCUACCGGGGCCCGGACGCCGAGCACUUCGGCCGCGAGAUCUGCUUCUUGUUCACGGGCAACGACGUGCGCGUCGUCGACGUCACGGACGCGAGCGACGGCGGGGGCGACGUCACGCUGUCGAAGCUCGGCUACGAGGGCGUGCGGUACGCGCACCAGGGCUGGCUCACGUGCGACCACACGUCGGUCUUCGUCGACGACGAGCUCGACGAGGGCGGCGCGCGAGGGACGAAGACCUACGUGCUCGACGUCUCGGACCUCGACGCGCCGCUCCUCCGCUUCGUCCACGCGGCGGACAUCGGCGUCAUCGACCACAACCAGUACGUCAACGGCGCGUUCCUCUAUCAGGCCAACUACGCCGGCGGCCUGCGCGUCCUCGACAUCUCCGACGCGGAGCUCGGCGGCGACGCGGCCAAGGCGACGGGGCGGCCGGCGCUGGCCGAGGUCGCCUAUUUCGACGUCCUCCCGGACCGGGACACGGCGUCGUUCCUCGGCUCGUGGAACGUGCACCCCUUCUUCGCGAGCGGCCGCGUCGUCGUCAACGACGUCCAGGCGGGCACGGCCAUCGUGAAGCCCACGGGGCUCACGGUCGAGACGCGGGCGCGGAGUGUGACGGCCCGGGACGCCGGCGACGUCUGCCCGAACCUGUUCCAGGAGCGCUCCUGCGCCGCGCCGCCGGCCGACGCGUGCGCGGGGCUCGAAAAAGGGAAAUGCACGAAGGCCGCGACCUGCGAGUACAAGAAGCGGACGUGCCGCGCCAAGGCCGACGCGUGCGCGGGGCUGUCCCGGAAGCGGUGCAAAAAAACGUCGGGCUGCCGGUACAAGCGGAAGCGGUGCCGAACCUUCGACUGCGCGGCGCUCGAGAAGAAGAAGUGCAAGAAGGACGAAUCGACCUGCAAGUGGAGGCGCAAGAAAAAGAAGUGCGCGGCAAAGUGACGGGGCUCCGUAAGCCGAGCACUCUUU